This is a messenger RNA of Desarmillaria tabescens, 2003 nucleotides long. RefSeq lists its product as uncharacterized. Lineage: Eukaryota; Fungi; Basidiomycota; Agaricomycetes; Agaricales; Physalacriaceae. The transcript has 5 exons. The record is from RefSeq and is a predicted model, not a curated record. The coding region runs from base 95 to 1606 and encodes 503 amino acids.
GUCAUUUCCGUACCGCUGUCUGAGUCUCCACCCUGACAGUGAUAUAUACCCUGCGUAGUCAACGUUUGCUCAUUACCGCCACCACCAGUUCGACAUGAACGAAUCGGCCUCGAUUUCGCGCGCGACGUCCGUCUCUCGGGCUAGUAGAAACGGCUCAACUAUAUCUCGCAACCAGUCACUCAUCAAGAAAAACGUUGCACCUCAUGAUUUGAAGCCGUCCGACGUGCUCAUUGAGCGAUUCGUGGCGUGGAAGGCCAUCGUCAAGCAGCUCAUUGCUUAUUUUGAGGGUGUCGCAGACAUCGAGAACAACACUGCGAAAGAGUUGACAAAGUUGGGCGCUGUCAUUCAGGUUCCAUUUCGAGCUGGUAACCAGUUCUUGGGCGAGGGUGGACUUCAGGAUAUCUACUACGGCAUUCGCGACAAGACGCGUGUCAUCGCAGACCAACAUGCGAAUCUUGGAAGGACCAUCGAUAGUUCCAUUGUUCAGCAUUUGCAGAAGCUUAGAACGGAGAUUAAGGCCCACAUAAAGAAUGUCCAAAACGAUACAGGAAGAUUGGCAACUAGCGUUGCAAAAGAGAGGGAACUUUCGACGCGCUACAUUGCCGAGCUCGCCACCAAUAUCUCUGCAUACAAGAACACGCCUAUGAACGUUACGGCCAAAACUGAUCCGUUCGUAUCCAACACUGCUGUCAUCCGCCAACUCCAGAAGCAAGUACAUGAAGAGAACCUCCUUCAGAAAUCCAUUAUCAUUAUGCAACAAAAUUCAGCAACUUUUGAAGAAGGCAUAGUGCGUGCCAUUCAGAGCGCUUGGCAGACGUUCGACGAAUGGCAGUCGCGCAUGUCAUCAUCUGUGCAAGAUACAUGGCAAAAUUUAGGAACACAGAUGGCAUCCCUCGCUCCCGACAGGGAAUGGAUUACGUUCAGUGCACGUUCCGAUCAUCUCCUCGAUCCCGACACGCCUUUGCGUAACCAAGAGACUAUCAUGUAUCCCAGUAAAGAAGACCCGAGCGUCAUCGCAGUGCACACGGGUUUACUUGAACGCAAGAAGCGGUUUACUAGGACGUAUCGCGAAAGCUACUUUGUCCUUACCCCGGCUGGAUUCUUGCAUGAAUACGCGUCAAGUGAUCCUCAUGAAGCUCAGACACCCAUGUUCUCGCUAUUUCUUCCUGCGUGCACGCUUGGCCCUCCGAGUUCGAAUUUGAGCAAGAGUCACAAGUUCCAUAUUGAGGGACGUAAAGAUGGUUUGGGGACGACGAAGAGCGGAGGUUUCUUGAAAGGCACCGGCCAACAUGCGUGGAGUUUUCGUUCUCGCAGCCGAGAGGAUAUGAUGGAGUGGUGGAAUGAUAUAAGGAUGCUGUGUGCAAGGUAUCUGGUGGCUAGUGAGCAGAUGGAGAGGAGUGGACCCGUUGCUGCUGCCGUUCGGGCUGCGGGGUACGUCAGUGAAGAGGAGGAAGAAGAAGAGGGUAGCAGCGUUGAAGAAGAAGAGGACGAAGAAGAAGAAGAAUACGAGGACGUCGGGGAAGAUAUCAAUCCUCCAAGCUAUUCACACCCGGAGAAAGAUGGUUAUCCUGUGGGUUUUGAUUCUUCUAGUGUCGCAACUUGCUAAAACUUUCAUCAGAUUGACAAGAAAGAUCAUAAUGGCUAUCCGGUCGAGAAGGAUGAAGGGGCUGAUGUUUCGAGAAGGCCAAGUAAGCGGCAGAUGGAGAAGGCACCUGAAGGACAGGCUCCGCAUGCUCAGGACGAGGACGGCAAGGUCGAGAGCAAGUUUACGGAGGAGUUGUAACGUCUUGAUUAUGAUCUGGAUUUGUUUUACGUGUAGCUUCCCGGUAUGAUGGAUGAUCAUCAUAUAGGAUCACAUCGACUCAUUGUCCACAGCGGGAGUUUGACAGUCUCAUCGUGACCGGAAUGACCGGUUCUUUUCAUUGUGUUGGCGAGGGAUAUCCGCCAUCUGAUGACAUGUCAGAGCAUCGCAAAAGUUCUCUCGAGCAAGUAAAAUAAUGCAU